GGUAGUGCACGUGUCCCUCCUUUCCCUAAUUGCUCUAAUCCAGGAGCUGGUUCUCCCCCCCUCUCUAUUCUCUAUUCCUUCUCCUCACUACCAUUAAUACUUUUCCCUUUUCUAUCUAAAAUCCUUUCCCAAUCGGCUGCGCCGGCGCAACAGCCACUAAUCGGAUAUUCUAUCCCUUUUUCCUCUUCCGGCAGAUUUAUCUCGCCGGGGAAAUCUAAACUCAGGCGGACUAGUUGAAGAAGCAGAGCUGCGUGCCACUUUCCCGCCAUGGAAACGGAGGUUCAAUCCAAUUACAGAUAUAAGGGGCGAAGUUUCAGCGAUCUCAGCAUCCACGAUAACUCUUCCGCUUUCAGCGACUGCGACAGCGAUAGAUCUGGCGAGUUCCCGACGGCUUCCUCCCAGAGCCGCCGUCUCCUGCUGGCCUGCGCCGCGGACAACUCCGAUGAUUUGAUCAGUCAAUUGGUCUCCGGCCUGGAUUCGACAUCGAUCGAAGAGCAAAAGCAAGCCGCGAUGGAAAUCCGCCUCCUCGCAAAGAACAAGCCGGAGAACAGAAUCAAAAUCGCCCGAUCCGGCGCAAUUAAACGGCUGAUUUCGCUGAUUUCUUCCCCCGAUCCACAGCUUCUGGAAUACGGCGUAACCGCAAUCCUCAACCUCUCUCUCUGCGACGAGAACAAGCCGCUCAUCGCAGCUUCGGGAGCAAUCAAGCCGCUCGUCCGCGCUCUCAAGCUCGGCACCUCCGUCGCCAAGGAGAACGCCGCCUGCGCCCUGCUCCGCCUCUCCCAACUCGAAGAGAACAAAAUCGCAAUCGGACGGUCCGGCGCGAUUCCACCGCUAGUGGAUCUCCUAGAGAACGGGAACUUACGAGGCAAAAAGGACGCGUCCACGGCCCUGUACUCGCUGUGCUCGGCAAAGGAGAACAAGGUGCGAGCGGUGGAAGCCGGAAUAAUGAAACCUCUUGUGGAACUAAUGGCGGAUUUCAGCUCAAGCAUGGUGGACAAAUCUGGAUUCGUGGUGAACGUGCUGGCCUCGGUGGCGGAGGCGAGGGCGGCGCUGGUGGAGGAAGGCGGAAUACCGGUGGUGGUGGAGAUCGUGGAGGUAGGGUCACAGAGACAGAAAGAGAUUGCGGUGUCGAUACUGCUUCAGCUAUGUGAGGAGAGCUUGCCAUACCGUACAAUGGUGGCCCGCGAGGGGGCGAUUCCUCCCCUCGUUGCUUUGUCGCAGUCCGGCACUAACCGCGCCAAACAAAAGGCGGAGACGCUGAUACAGCUUCUGCGGCAGCCGAGAUCGGCCAGCGCCGCCGCGCUUGGAACCCCCUGCUGAGAUCUGAGACGGUGGCCCGGGUCCCACAACGCCAGUGGUAGAAAAGUGAAAAGUGAAACUGUAAUCCUGUAAAUAGCAGCUACAGCCUACAGGCCGGAGUAUAAUUAAUUAUUACCGGUUGCUUGUAUGUAGGAUUUACAUUUGCGCCUUUACUUUGCUUUAAAUUUGGGUGUGUUUUUGUUGACGGAGAACGUAGAGGGAAGCAAUCUUUCUUUGUUCAAAGAUUCCACAUUUUUAGUUUCUUGUUAAGGGUAAAUAGCUCUGUAAAUUUUGAGCUGAUGAAUGCCUUUAACCGUGGGAGGAGGGGAUCUUUGUAUCUACUAUCUAUUC
Cuscuta campestris is the source of this 1650-nucleotide messenger RNA. NCBI's taxonomy places the organism in Eukaryota, Viridiplantae, Streptophyta, Magnoliopsida, Solanales, Convolvulaceae. The record is from the annotation of a GenBank genome assembly.